UCCAUGGCGGUGUGUUAUAAACUGGUGCCGAGGAAGAAGACGCAUCUCUCUUCUCUUCUCUUUCGUGUUUUUCCCCUUUAAAAGUAAACUGGAAACAGUUUAAGGAUUAUCUUUUUUUUCUUCUCAGUUUCCACCCGAAACUACAUUUUCGGUCCGCGAUAGCCGUGGAGAGCCAGCACUUUACAGGGAUGGAUCCAGCUGGAGAGCUUUUACGCGUCGCACAUCUUGGAGCGUCGACGCAGAUUACAGUGUAGAAAUAUAUUUUAAAAACUUCACAGAAUAUUAGAGUAACUGCGCUCUGCGUGCGGACUGUAUCAUGAGGUACGGACUGGUGGUCCUCACUGCUGGCUUUACAGGUUUGCUCAGUUUUAGCCUCCUCGCUGUGGCUAUUGGGACUGAUUACUGGUACAUCAUCGAUGUGAAUAAACCCAACCAUACAGGUCCAGACGACCUGAGUUCACAUUCUGGACUGUGGAGAAUUAAUGAAGGAGCAAACAGGAGCUCGGUCAUCCCUUCUUUCACAGCAAAUAUGUCCAGCCUGUCAGAGGCAGAAAGGCACCUUCUUGGCUUGCACAAGGUGGUGGUCAUCAUGUUGCCCCUCAGCCUGGUCCUGCUGGUGUUUGGCUGGAUCUUCGGGCUUGUCAGCUCGUUGGCCAGCAGUCCCAACUUGCUGGCUGGAUCAGCAUCCUACUUUCUCUUCUGCAGUCUUUUUACCCUUACCGGGGUCAGCAUCUACAUCAAAUACUCCAACCAGGCCAUGGAGGAAUUCCAGCGGAUGGUGUCCCCGGAGAACCUCGCCAAUGUGGAUGUGUCCUUCGGCUGGUCCUUAGCCACAGCUUGGCUCUCCUACAGCCUGGAGGUGGCCACUGGCCUGCUGCUCAUGCUAGCUGCCAGAAUAACUCAGAUGAAGGGUCAUUAUGACUCUGGUGUGGCCAUCGCCAUGUUAUAGGUUUAAUGUUUUCCAUGACAAAGUGAAUCUAAAAGCCCACAGGUUGGAUGGUAUAUUAUCGCUGUUGUUAUUUAUUUAUUUUAUUUUCAAAGAAAAAUAGCUUUGAGGAGUAUUAUAAUACCAUCAAGUGUGUCAAGGGCCAAAACAGCAAAAUAUAGGUGCAAGCUGGCUUUACAUAAGUGCAACCAUAGACACAGAUUCUGAAUAAGUGAUGCUGUUGAACAUCUGCUUCUUCAUUGUUUUCAGUGGCUUGUUGUGAUGCCUGCUGCUUUUCAUCCUUUCAGUAUGAUUGUCUGCCCAUUGUCCCAUUCCACAAUGACGUUUGCAUUGUGGCCACACAAACAGAAAAAGAGGCUGCCCAUUGAGAGUGUAAUUACUACAUAAAUUAGCAGUAUUUUUUUCAGUCAUUUCAGCCUUGUGCUACGGAAGUGUAUUGCAUUCACUUGAAAAUGUAUUUUUUGGUUUGUGUUUUUGAGUUAUUAUUUGUGUUUUUCUGAGCAAUUAAUUUUUUUUUCUGUUUUUCAGAGUAAUUUUUUUAAUGGUUGAUUUUUUCAGAGUUAUUUUUUUCUGAUUUUCUAAAAAAAAAAAUUUUCAGUUUUUCGGACAAAUUUUUUUUCUGAGUUUAGAGAGGAUUUGAAACAAUAGACGCAUUCAUUCCUUUAUUGAGAGCUCGAUUUAACGGAAACAAACAUGACCGCCUUGUUUAGUUCAGUCAAGUUUUACUUUGAUCUGGGUUUAAGACACUGGGAGAUAGUCCUGUCUUUAAGUCAUAUAGAUGGUAUUAUCAUUAGUUUGUCGACUCUAUGCAGGCACCUGAGGACUUUGCGGUUGUUCAGAAGAAAAGGCCAUGGGGGAAAAAAUUACCACGAAAAACAGAAAAAAUUACUCCGUAAAACAGGAAAAAGAAAUUAGUCAAAAAAACGAACCAAAAAAUAAAUUACUCAGGAAAAGAGUUUUUGUAUGUAUACAAUUCUGUAAGAAUGUGUGCAUCACAUUUUAUUCAGCAGUAGCUUUGUUGUGAGAUGUGUCUUUAAACGUCUGUAAUUUACAGAAAACCGCAUGAUGUGCAGCCCAAAUGCAAAGUCACUGCAUUUCGGCUGUUUUGAAUGCAAAACAACAAGUUAAGUUGAAUGAGAUCAUUUUCUUUUUGACAUGCACUAUAUGAUAUUUCCCACUUGAGGAGGACUUCUACACCUCCUCUGCAUCCAUAUGUUACAGUGCAUUUAAUGUGGUUCAUAUCACUGGUUCAGGGUAAUUCAUUCAAGUUCUGCAGCAGAAAACCACCAGGCAAUGGAGCCACCGAGUCUCUAGCAUGCAGUCACAACUGCUGUAUUGUUGAUCCAUGUGCAUUUUGCAUCCCACAGCUUUUGAAAAGCAAUUAGCAUUUGGUCGGUCAUGCAGAAGUUAAAACAAUUAUAGCUGCUGAGUAUUGUGACUUUUAGAGAAACAUCUAGUUUGUGCCUCCUGCUUACAAACUUUAUUCCUUUACCCAUUCUACUGGUGGAUGCAUUAAUCAUGGAAACAGGGCUGGAGAUAAGUGCACGCUGGGGGUCCUGCAAGCUGUUUUCAGCUAUACAGAAUAUGUGCAUGUGUUGCUGCCUGCUUUGCAGUAGUUAAUGGCUAGAUAUUGUAAUAUUCUGUCUGUCUAAAAAGAUCACUGUGAAAACACAACAUUUAGCACUUUGCAAUGCUGUAAAAUGUAUUGUGUUGUUCCUUUGUCACUACAAACAUGGUUAAUGUUUUUAUAACUAAACGACUUAGAUUUUUAAUUAACUGUGACAAAAAUGCAACAUUAAUCCAGCUGUAGUGUGAAUACUGUAAGUAGGUACCAUAAAAAUGGCCACAUUGAUCAAAGGCUUUCAAAUGUAGCUAAGUGACACAUACGUAUAUACACAUAUCAUGAAAUCACAUAUGAUUUUUGUGGCUUAUGAGACAAUAAUAUCUAAAACAUCAUUCUUAUGUACUCAUUCAUGCAUUGUAUGUUUUGUUUUACCUAUUCUAUAUGUAAUACAAUUCUGAGACGUCUUGGAGUUUGUAGAAUACCUAGCACCGUGCCUUGGGUAAAAUUGGGACUGGCUGUCUGAAUGUAAAUGAAGCACAGCAGGAGUCCGGCCAGACAGAAAAGCAAUUGUGUCUCAGAGGAAUUCAGAAAUGUCUGACCAACAUGUUGUAACUCUGCUGUCUGUAAAAGUCACAUUGAUUCAAAAAUAUAUUUGCACAUUUAUCCCUUUGGGGAUGUUGUGACAACAGUGACAUUUAACACAAAAGUGUGUUCAUAAUAUCCAGUACAUUACUACCUUUUAUGUUAUGUGCUGUAAAGCUUGGAAUGUGUAUAUAAAAGAGGACAAUAACAAGGCAAUGUGGACAAUGCUGGUACCAAAGCAUCUAAAAAAAGCAAAUGUUUAGUUGUAGUUGUUAGAAAAAUAAAUUGCAUUUAAAAGGCAAAUGUGGUUAAAAUAGUGAGAAAUAUGGAAAGUGUAAAAAACCAGAACUGUUUGAAAAGAAAACUCCACAGGGUACUCAUUAAACAGCGGCCAUCCAAUACCCUGACCAUCCCUGACAUCCAGGCUUUUCCACUGGAAGUUAUUAAUAUGAGACUGCAUGCAUGUCAAUUUUGAAAAGUAUAACCCAGGACAAUAUACCCUAUACAAUAUGUUUUUUCUCAUGACUGAUUGUAAGACUCAAAAUACAAUUCAGAAUAUAUACAGGGUUGAAGAUGUUUGAAGCUAAGUAUAAAAGUACGAGGAGGACUUGUUUACCCACUGAGCAAUUUUAAUCAUAGUGGUAGAGGACAUUUGACAACCUUGAACUAUUAACUACCGAAAAAUGAUGAAACGGUCUUGCAUUGUACCUCAAGAUAGUAAAUACGGCAGUGCAUGAAACUCAAUUCAGUAGAUGUCUUUUUGGUAUAAAAUAUGUCACAUGUGAGAGAGAGCAGAUCAACCAGAACUGUACAGAAAAACAAUACAACAACAAAAGUUGCAGUGGUGGCCAAAUGAAUUGACUGGACACAUUGAUUUUGUUUGUUUUUUCUUUGUCAAAAGCUCAUUAGAAAAUGCCUUAUUUCUGCAUGAAAAGGUUUAGGAGUUGCAAAGAUGCACUUUCGACUAAUAGUGUUGUAAGUGGAAUUUUCCACCCUAAGAUGUGGACCAGUGCUAAACACACUUCUAAAUUACACUGCUCAGCGUUGUAAUGGGCAGAGGCUGAGAAAGACACUUUAGAAUUAAAAGGUGUGCUUAUGUUUGCCUAAAUGUGAUUUGCUGCAUGAUUUAAUGUGCCUCCACCAGUGAAUCAAAAUACAAACCAUGAAACAUUGUGUCCACUCAGCUGUUUGUUUGGCAGCUUCCUGCCCAGUAAUCCUGUCUCAGAUGGUACAGAGAGCAGAGAGCUAUAAAGGAAGGACCAAAGCACAGCGACAGUCUCGCAGGCCUUCUUUUAUAUAUUAGGCGAGCUGAAAUCCCAUUAAACUUUUAUAGAACAUAAUUCAAUCCGCUCUGGCAGAAGCACACCAAAGUUGGUGCUAAGCCAUUACUCUUUGGUCCGUGCCCUUGUCUUUGACAGAGUGCAGUAAUUUUGACUUUUAGACAACCUAGGCUCUCAGUUUUAACAAUUUAUUGAAGAAACACAACUGAUUUUUUAUCAGAACUACUUUCCUCACUCUUCUUCUUCUCCUUGGGGUGCACACUCAGUCUAAUCAGUUUAGUUGCCUUUGUGAAAUUUGCUUUUUGAGGGGCGCCCUAGUAGUUCACAUGUGUGUCCUCCUGUCACUCUUCAGCUGUCACUAUCAAUUAAAGGCAAAAAAAGCCCAAACAUAUAUAUUAAAAAAAAGAACCAAACUGAUACCAUGCUUAAUUAGGCUUUUAGCUUCUCUGUGUGACACAUUUCUAACUAUUAGGUAGCUGUGUUUGUGCUUGUGCUUGUGCUUGUGCUUAUACUACAGCUAUUUCUCACUAUUUGUUGCUCUCAGGGUGGUCAACAUAAUAUAUUACAUAUCCUUACUCACAGUGUGGUGGCUCAUAGAGUUAACUGGACCAUAUCGUGUUCAUGUGUCUAUAAUAUGGCCAUGCAACAUUCACAGUACACAGUACAACUAAUAUGUUACAGAAAAAUAACAUUGCCUCAGGGAAAGACCAGAGCAUGUUAUCUUGUAAAGCGAUUAUCUCAAUGAUGAAAAUGCUGGUGUAAGCGGUGGAAUAUAAAUAAAACACCUUCCUGUAUUGAUUUGCUGUAAUCAUUUAGGGUGUUGUGCCUCUAGUCAUCAGGUCAUAGCUUUCUUUCAGUAGGUCUGACGUCAUAAUGAAUAAGCCACUCACUGAAAUGUUACAGAAAAAAUUCCUACUGAAUUACGCAUUGCUGAGCGGCCUUGCGGUGAGCCAUGUUGCCAUAUUGAUGGUCUGUCCUCAAAUAAAAGCACAUUUAAACACCA
Molecule: messenger RNA, 5375 nt
Organism: Dicentrarchus labrax (European seabass)
Lineage: Eukaryota; Metazoa; Chordata; Actinopteri; Moronidae
Product: transmembrane protein 235
Exons: 4
Coding region: 317-949 (210 amino acids)
Cellular component (GO): apical plasma membrane
Source: RefSeq, a predicted model, not a curated record